AAUGCAACAAAAAUAUUGUGAUGAAUGUGAAGAAACUAGAGCCAAGAUUAAUUGUAAUUAAUGCGGUCAAAUUCUAUGUGAGCAAUGUGACAAAAAAAUACAUAAUAAAGGAAAACGAGUUUAUCAUUCCAGAGAACUAAUCGAAACAUCGGAUUCAAUUGAAUCAAACAAAAUUAAAUAGGAUGCUCAUGUUAUUAGACAUGAACAACACAAAGAAAGAUUUAAAUAAAUAAACAGCAGUUUGCCAUCUGUUGAUGUUGUUAACUUCAAUCUAAUUAAUAUCUAGGCGGAAACACCGAUGAUUUUUUAGAAUGAGUAUUUUUAUCCCUUUAUUAAAGUUCUAUUUUAGCUAAGAUUGAGCAUCACUUAUUCAAAUAGGCAAAUAAAGGAGACCUGAUGAUUCAUUUAAACGACUUUUAGAAAUUUUUAAAAUAGAAUGAAAUCUAUAAAAUCAAUCAGUAAGAAUCAAUUAACAUUUAGAUCAAAAGAUAUCAUAUAAUAAUUGGAGAAAUUGAAAAUGAUCAAUGUGACUAUUAGAAAAUUUGGUGAUAGUGACCCAAUUUAGUUUGUUAGUCUUCAGUUAGAUCAUAUUAGUUUAUAAUCAUUAUAUUGGGUUUUAUUAAAUAUUAGGAAGGAUGAGAUGACUCCAACCGAUAAAUUAGUAAUGAGUAGAAUUAAGGAAUGCUAUGGUUUAAAACUCAAUAUUUAAGAUUGGAAUCAUUAUUUGGCUGGAUUCUACAAAUUGCAAGAUUCUAAUGGAUUGAUUUAAUUUAAUGUAAAAAAAUACAAACAGAAUAAGUGGAUUGAUGAAAAAUGCAUAAUUAAAAUGACCAAGUGUCCAAUUGAUUUAGUGAAUAAAUCAGAAAAUAAUAAUGCUUCUCUAUCAGCUUCUUAAUAAAUUAAUAAUGAAUCCUUACUAUUGUUUACAAUAGAGGACAAUGUCAAUUGGAAAAUGAUGGAUGCACAAUAAAUGAGUUCCAUUUAUAAGAGUUAAUGGAGAUCAUUUAUAUAAUUUUUAAAAGAUUUUUUUGACACCAAUCUUACUUUAAAUACAAGUCAAAACACUUAGUCAUUUGGAGAUCUAAAUUAAUCUGAUUAUUAGUCAUAAUCAUCCAAAUAAAGUGGAACAUAAUCAGUACCAACUUAAAAAAACUAAGAUAAUUCAAAGUGGAUUAGAAGUGUUGAAUCCGGAUUACAAAAUGGGCAAAAGAGUUAGGAGUAAUAUCACAAUCAAAGCUAUUCUUCCAAUGUUACAUAAAAGUAUCAUCUGAUUAAUAUUAAUAGAAAAAGAAGUAAAAAGAGUUAAAUUAAACCUCCAAAAUCUAUUUAAAAAGCUAUACCUGGAGGUAAAUAUGGAUGCGCACAGCUGUUAAAAUGUUGUGGCCCACUAGAAUUGAGAGUCUGUUCCUUGGGUGUUUUAUGUCUAAUGAUAUAGGAAGCCAUUAACAGGAAUGUCCUUAUAUACUAUAAAACCUUAUUAAUUAAACCAAAUACUAAUAUAGCUUUUGAUUUCAAUGAUUUCUUAAACAUUUUUGAUGAUUAAUUUUAAGAUUAAUUCAUCCUAUAAAAUAUUUUAGGGAAUGAAGAAAAUCAAUAACUUUCAGUUGAUAAAUAAUAACAGUAGCAUGAAAAAUAAAAUAAAUUAAAAGCUGUUCAAUAGGCAAUAAUAGAUAUUCUAAAUGAAUACACUAAAGGUGUUAGUUUAGCAAGAUUGCCAAAGAUGAUUUAACGUAAAAUUUAAUUUACAUUUGAUUUGCAUGAACUGGGAUUCACGAAAUUAAAAUGCUUAAUACAAGGUAUUGAUGGGAUUAGUAUUAUAAAUGAUGGAACUACGUAUGCUUCACUUAUUUUAGACGAGUAUUAUGAUGACACAAAUGAUAUGAAAUAAGAAUAAGAAGAUGAUCAAUAAAUGCAAUAAGUGAAAAUUGAUUUGAAAUAUUUUCAAAAGUAAUCCUUGUAAUAAUAACAAAGUUAAUCCAAUCCAUAACUCUAAUAACAAUAAAUAUAGUAAUAAUAAUAACAAUAGCAAUAAUAACUGUAGUUUCUAUCUCCAAUCCAUGUAUCUGAAUAUUAAUUAAAAAUUGAAGUAAAUAUUAAUCUUAUAUUUCUAGCAAGCAUUAAAAUAAAUCCUUAACUAAUACAGUAAUGGAAUUCCAGCAUCUUAACUUCUAUAAAUACUUUAGCUGCAUAUAUAAAAUACCUUUGAAUAUACUCAAUUUGGUUGUUCUACUUUUGAAGAAUACAUGGUAAAAUAUGCUGAAAACUAUUGUGAUGUAAUGAUUAAGAUGAAAGGUUGUAUCAUAUAUCCAAAAGGAUAUUCAUCAUUUAGGUCUGCUAUUCCAUAAUAGAAAAUGUAACUUGGAAUUCAUCACUAAAAGUCUCAAUCAACUACUCUUCCAAGUUAUGCUCAAUAAUAAAGUAACAGUAGUAGCUAAAUUAUUAAAGCUGAUAGUAAUUUUAGACUUAUAAUUUAGGCUUUUUAGCUGGUAUGUAAAAUCCUAGUCAAAUGAUUGGAGAUGUAUAAUCUCAAUCCUUGACAUUUCAAUCAUUUCAAACUUACCCGUAAAAUAAAGACUUUUUUAUGAUUUAAGAAGAAAACAGUCAUCACGAGCUUGACGCUAAUGUUAGAUUUAUAGAAGAACUAUUAAAGGAGUCAGAUGAUGUAGAAUAACAGAAACAUAAAGUUUAAAGAAGUCACUAAACACAUUAAGACAGUAAAUAAUUUUAGAGUUUGGGACAAUGGCCAAAUUUAAAUUCUAACGAGAAAAGGUGCCAUAAUAAAUAUAAUACUUAUUAAUAUAGUCCUCAAUAAGACUUUUACUAGGGAUAAAAAAUAUCAUUAGAUCUUCACAGUUGGGAUCAAGAUAACUGA
Molecule: messenger RNA, 2872 nt
Organism: Paramecium octaurelia
Lineage: Eukaryota; Ciliophora; Oligohymenophorea; Peniculida; Parameciidae
Source: the annotation of a GenBank genome assembly